AUGGAUUGUGAUAAUACUUCUUUGCUUAAAGCCCCUCUCUCUUGCAAAGACAUGGUCACUGGUAUGACGCACAGCCCCUCGCAAAAUCAAUCUGAUGAAGAGCUAAUCGACAUUGAGGAUGAUGAUUUUGAUUUAUUGGAAGAUGACAUCCGAAUAGGAGAAAGAGAUGAAAUUCCCUUCAUUGAUUUCUCUGAUCGGGCACAAUACUUGGCGAUAAAAAGCAUGGAUUUUACGUUAGUCGUCAAGGUCCUUGGGUGCAGAGUUGGUUAUAACACGCUCCAUAACCGUAUUUAUAAUAUCUGGAAGCCAUCGCAUCCGAUUAAAUUGAUAGACAUUGAAAAUGACUAUUUUCUGGUGAAGUUUUCUUGCAAGCAAGACUAUCUAAAGGUUCAAUCGGAUGGUCCGUGGACUAUUUUCGGCCAUUACUUGACUGUUGAACCAUGGUUCAUUGAAUUCUGUCCAACUCAAUCGCAUCCCAGUAGGAUCAUGGUGUGGGUAAGGUUACCAGGUUUGCCGAUUACUUGUUAUAAAUGGAGUAUGAUUGAGGCUAUUGGAAAUAGGAUCGGAUCUGUUGUCAAAGUUGAUUAUCAAACUGAUAAUGGUCGGCGCGGGCGUUUCGCCCAUAUGGCAGUGAAUAUUAAUUUGCGCAAACCACUAGUCUCUAAAAUUAAUAUCAACGGCAGGACCCAAAUUGUAGAGUAUGAGGCUCUUUCCACUGUAUGUUUUGAAUGUGGAAUCUAUGGGCAUGUGAAAGAUAUUUGUUCAACCUUAGUAGCUCCUGUGACUGAAAACAAUGUGCAUUCCGAGACUCUCCACUCUUCUACCUCUAAACAAGAUGUGGUCACUAAAUCUUCUCCAGUUCCGAAUGAGGCUUUUGGCCCCUGGAUGAUGGUAAAAAACGUCAACGGCGUCCCCAAAAGAAACUUAUAA
Messenger RNA from Hibiscus syriacus, 930 nucleotides. RefSeq lists its product as uncharacterized. Bases 1 to 930 code for a protein of 309 amino acids. The transcript has a single exon. The record is from RefSeq and is a predicted model, not a curated record. Lineage: Eukaryota; Viridiplantae; Streptophyta; Magnoliopsida; Malvales; Malvaceae.